AUCAUAUUUUCUCUUUGAUUUGGCCACUCCCUUUCCAACCAUGCCGGUCCUCGAAACACUUGGUGGUGCUCUUUUUGGUGCUGUUCUUCAAGUGCUGUUUGACAAGCUGGAUUCCCAUCAAGUUCUGGACUACUUUCGUGGGAGAAAGCUCGAUGAGAAGCUGCUGAAAAAUUUAAGGAGGAAGUUGGUGUCCAUCAAUGCUGUGGUUGAUGAUGCAGAAUUAAAGCAGUUCACUGAUGCAUAUGUUAAAGCGUGGCUUGAUGAGGUCAGAGACGUGUUGUUUGACGCAGAGGAUCUGCUGGAGGAAAUAGACUAUGAAUUCUCCAAAAGUGCAUCACAACUUGAAUACCAGAGCAGUGCUAGCAAGGUAUGCAGUUUUGAAUCCAAGCUCAAAGAAGUUCUUGAUGACCUUGAAUCUCUUUUAAACCAAAAGGAUGAUCUAGGUCUGAAAAAAGCUGCUAGUGUUAGAUCCGAAUUGGGUAAUAAAGUGUUAGAGAGAAAAAAUGAAUCCUCAUCGUUGGUGGCUGACGAUGUUUUUUAUGGCAGAGAUGAUGACAAAGAAAUUAUCCUUAAUUGGCUGACAUCAGACAGUAACAAUCAUAACCAGCUGUCAAUACUUUCUAUUGUGGGUAUGGGUGGGAUGGGUAAGACCACACUUGCCCAACAUGUAUACAAUGACCCAAAGAUUAAAGAAGCUAGAUUUCAUGAAAAAGCUUGGGUUUGUAUUUCUGAUGAAUUUGAUGUUUUGAAAGCAUCUAAAGCAAUUAUUGGGGCUUUCACUAAAUCAAAAGAUGAUAGUGAAACCAUAGAAAUGGUUCAUGGAAAAAUGAAAGAAAAGUUAACAGGUAAGAAGUUUCUUCUGGUUCUGGAUGAUGUUUGGAAUGAAGACCGAAACCAAUGGAAAGCAUUACAAACUCCUCUUAGGUGUGGAGCUAAGGGAAGUAAAAUUCUAGUCACAACACGCAGUAACAAAGUUGCUUCUAUCAUUCAGUCAGGUUACAUACACCAACUAAAGCAAUUGCAGGAAGAUCACAGCUGGCACGUUUUCGCCAAACAUGCAUUCCAAGAUGAAAACUCUAUGUUGAAUUCUGAGUUGGAGGAGAUUGGCAUGAAGAUAGUUGAAAAGUGCAAAGGAUUGCCUCUGGCACUUGAAACGUUGGGAUGUCUUUUACACACAAAGUCAUCUGUCUCAGAGUGGGAAGGUGUAUUGAAAAGCGAGACAUGGGACUUAGCGAUAGAAGAUAGUAAAAUCAUCCCCGCUUUGUUGUUGAGCUAUUACCAUCUUCCUUCUAAUCUCAAAAGAUGUUUCGCUUUUUGUGCAUUAUUACCCAAAGACCGUAUGUUUGACAAGGAGAGUAUAAUUCUCUUAUGGAUGGCUCAAAAUUUUCUACAAUGCUCUCAAUGGAGUAAGUCUCCAGAAGAAGUAGGUGAACAAUACUUUAAUGAUCUAUUAUCGAGGUCAUUCUUCCAACAAUUAGACAACGAAAUGUCCUACGAAACACAUUUUAUCAAACUCAACAAAAAACUUUUUAUCAUGCACGACCUUCUCAAUGAUUUGGCCAAAUAUGUCUCUGGUGAGAUGUGUUUCAGGUUGGGAGUUGAUAGAGCAGAAAAAGUACCAAAGACAACCCGUCACUUUUCAUCUGUGUUUAAUCUUCUUAAAUAUAGUGAGUGUAGGAGUUUAUGUGAUGCUAAAAGGCUACGGACAUUUCUUUCUAUAAAUGGGAAUUGUGGGAUUUCAAUACAGGAGUUGAUCUCCAACUUUAAGUUCUUACGAGUCUUAUCUUUGGAGAGGUGUUUUAACAUAGAAGAGGUGCCUAACACUAUAGGCAAUCUUAUACAUCUCCGUUCAUUAAACCUUUCAGGUACCAAAAUAGAGAGACUUCCCGACUCAACAUGUUCACUGUGUAACUUGCAACUGUUGAAGCUAAACCAUUGCUUCAAUUUGCAGGAGCUGCCAUCGACUUUGCACGAACUCACCAAUUUACGCCGCUUUGAAUUUGAGGGAACUCCUUUAAGAAAGGCUCCACUGCUUUUAGGAAAAUUGAAGAAUCUUCAAGUAUGGAUGGGUGAGUUUGAGGUUGGCAAAAGUAACGAGUCCAGUAUUCAACAACUAGGAGAACUUAAUCUUCAUGGGCGACUGUCCAUUAGUCAUCUUGAAAAUAUUGUGAACCCUAGUGAUGCAUUGGCAGUGAAUUUGAAGGAUAAAACACAUCUUAUUAGGCUAUGUUUAGAAUGGGAUUUCAAGCAAAAUAUCGAUGAUUCAAGGAAAGAAAGAGAAAUACUUGAGAAUCUGCAACCUUCCAGACAUUUGGAGCACUUGUCAAUCGUUGGCUAUGGUGGUACAGGGUUUCCUCGUUGGUUAUCUGACAACUCUCUAUCAAAUGUGGUGUCCUUAAGCUUGAGUAACUGUAAAUAUUGUCAAUCGUUGCCUUCCCUUGGAAUUUUGACAUUUCUCAAGCACUUGACAAUUGACGGCCUUCAUCAUAUAGUGAAGAUUAAUGCUGAUUUUUACGGGAAUAGCUCUUCUUCAUUUGCAUCCUUGAAAAUGUUGGACAUCUCUAAUAUGAAAGAAUUGGAAGAAUGGCAAUGCAUGACAGGGGCUUUUCCAAAUCUUCAGAGUCUUUAUGUGAGGUAUUGUCCCAAGCUGAAAGGGCACUUGCCAGAACAACUUUCUUGUUUGAAGGAACUAACUAUUGAAAGCUGUGAACAACUUGUGGCUUCGAUUCCCAGGGCGGCAAUAGAAAUUCAUAAUGUGAACAUGCAACCAUCUUCAUUUGAUAUGACAGGGCCCCUCCUAUCUGAUAUUCCUCUUGAACUCUUGCGUAUUGUUUUUUGUCCGGGCAUGAAUAUUCCCAUAAACCAUUGCUACCAUUCCCUUAAGGAAUUGGAGAUCAUUCAUGGUUGUGACUCUCUCACGACCUUCCCUCUAGACCUAUUCCCAAAACUCUGCAACCUUGAAUUAGACGUGUGUCGUAACCUACAAAUGAUAUCACAAGGUCACCCUCAUAAUAAUUUGAAGAGUUUGAAAAUUGAAAAAUGCUCUCAAUUUCAAUCCUUUCCCAAUGAAGGAUUAUUUGCACCAGAAUUGAAGAUACUUUUUAUUGAAGGAUUGGAGAAAUUGAAAUCAAUGCCUAAACGCAUGUCUACCCUCCUUCCAUCUCUUAAUCACGUGAACAUAAACGACUGUCCGGGGGUGGAGUUGUCCGAGGGGUGUUUGCCAUCAAAUCUAAAAGAAAUGAAUCUCUGGAAUUGCUCCAAACUUGUUGCCUCCCUAAAGGGGGCUUGGGGAACCAACCCUUCCCUAGAAUGCUUGCAUAUUGCUGAAAUGGAUGUGGAGUUUUUUCCGGGUGAAGGUUUGCUUCCACUCUCUCUUAGUACUCUAGGGAUAUAUUGUUGUCCAAAUCUUAAGAAACUGGACUACAUGGGUCUCUGUCACCUCUCCUCUCUUCAGAAAUUGGAUCUUAGUAAUUGUCCCAGCCUCCAAUGCUUGCCAGAGGAGGGUCUGCCCAAAUCCAUUUUAGAACUCAGAAUUAGCCAUUGUCCGUUGCUCAAACAGUGCUGCAGGAAACAAGAAGGUGAAGACUGGGAAAAGAUUGCUCACAUUAAAACCAUAUGGGUAGAUGACGAACUGCAAGUUGAAAAUUAGUAAUGCAGAAAUUCUUAUAUGCCUGCAUUUUCAUCAGAUUGAAAGAGUCGCCAAUCAGGAGCUGUGCUGAUACAACAUUUUAAAAUUGCUUUGGACUUUGGAGAUGAUUCCAUAACCAUCUCUUUGUAGAUAUAAAAUUCUGUCCACAUCUGCUGCAACUCACAGUAUUCUCAGAAGUUUUGAGGCAAAAACUCCCGACAAUGAGUGCAUCCAAAUUGAUGACCAUAAUGGAUUUUCAUUUGAUGAAAUGUAAACAAUGUACAUCUAAUUUUAUAACAACAUUAUGGACGUUGUUUUUAUAAUCGACCCAAAAGCACCAUUAUAAUUACUUUGUGAUGGUUGCAAGUUUUAAAUCCUUCCUAUCUUGUACAAUCUUAAAGUUUAGAUGAGUUAAAUUCAAUAUAAAUAUAAUAAUGUUAUAUCAA
Vigna unguiculata (cowpea) is the source of this 4074-nucleotide messenger RNA. The record is from RefSeq and is a predicted model, not a curated record. NCBI's taxonomy places the organism in Eukaryota, Viridiplantae, Streptophyta, Magnoliopsida, Fabales, Fabaceae.